AGGCAGAAGGCGGUUGGAAGGUGAAGUGAAAGCGUUUGGGGGUGGGAGGUGGAAAGUGGCAUUUAACGAUCAUCACUUUGUUCCCCAACUCCAACACCAUUUUCACAGUCCCACUGCUGAUCUGUCACUUUUCUUCGCCGCCCUCCUCCUCCGCCAGUUUUGCUCUCUCUCUCUGAAAUUAAACGUCUUUGCUGAUGAAACAAAGUAAGCAAAAGUUUUCGAUCAAGGUACGAGAGAAGCCGAGUCGAUCACUAUCCCAAAGGUGAGGUGAAGACUGCUGUCAGUUCAGACGGCUUUGCAAUGUGGACCUCAUGCUGCAACUGGUUCUGUGUGGACAACCAGACCAUGGAUGAACCUGAACAUAAUCCUAGAAGGCAGGCAUACACUAAUGCAGGCUACAACUCUCAGUCAUCUCCAUCUGGAUUAGGACACACAUGCAGAGCUUGCGGUUCCCGAUUUGAAAAUCCACUGAGAAAGCAUGUAUGUGUGGACUGUAAGAAGGAUUUCUGCACAGCCUGCUCUGUCCAACCUGAGAACAGUCCCAAAAUGUGCCACACUUGUCAAAGAUUCCGUGCCACUGACUUUGAACGAGGAGAGCUAAUGAAACUGAAAGUGAAAGACUUGCGUGAUUAUCUCCAACUACAUGAGAUUUCAAUGGAGAUGUGCAGGGAGAAAUCUGACUUGGUGGAUCUCGUGCUGGGACAGCGACCUCCGACUGCCCCAACCCAUCAUGUGCAUAUUCCUGUUUAUAGAAUGGACAAUCCUGAGCAGCAGUACUUCAUUCCAAAUACACACAUGGGGACAACGGCAUCUACCUCACGGGAUGAUCCACCACCAUAUGGAGCAAACAGCCCAGAACGGUCUCGGCAAGCAAACUUGUUGAACACAGAAAUGUCAAUGGAGAAUCAGAAUGAGUCUGUGUCACAAGUGGAGGAUGAGACUGAGUCCAUUGAUUCUGAGGAGAUCGCUGCCCCAGGACAGCACCGAGCCUCCCUGUCAGAUCUGACUUGCAUAGAAGAUAUUGAAGCUCUUACAGUACGUCAGCUAAAAGAAAUACUAGCACGAAAUUUUGUAAAUUACAAAGGGUGUUGUGAAAAGUGGGAGCUGAUGGAGCGAGUGACAAGGCUAUAUAAUGAACAAAAAGAUCUUCAGAAUCAAGGUGGGAAUGAAUCAUUGGGUGUCGAAGAGAAUCUCUGUAAAAUUUGCAUGGACUCUCCAAUUGACUGUGUGCUGCUUGAGUGUGGCCAUAUGGUCACAUGUACCAAGUGUGGGAAGCGCAUGAGUGAGUGCCCCAUCUGCAGGCAGUUUGUUAUCCGGGCUGUACAUGUCUUCAAGUCUUGAAUAACUGCAACUACUGUGAAACCAUAUCAGAUCAAUUGGAGACGUGCAUUUUCACAACCCAGACCCAGGCUGCUGAUUUAAACAUAUCUGACUGCUGUUACUACUAGUAAGUCAGCUAAUGCAUUUUGACCUCACUGAAUGAAAACACUAUUAUGUAGAAAAUAUUUAUAUAAAGUAUAUAUCAUUUACCUUGGAUAGGUUGAAAGGGUGUCUUUCCAACUAACCUUCUCCUACUCUAGAAAGUAAGGUAAGAAUGAAUGAGAGAAGUAUGAUUGGAAAGAGAAGUACAAGAAAAAGCCAAAACAGAACGAAGUUAAGCUAGAAUCACUGAUCUUGUGGCACUCCAUGGAACAGGUAUGGUUGAGUUGUAGCUUUUGACUUAUUUUGAAAAUUGCAGGUGAGUUGACAGAACACGAGAACAGGCCGGAAGCAGCAGAGAGAAAAGGAAGUAAUUAAAUAUAAGCUAGCCUCUAUUUGAGAUAUUUGGUACAUUUUGAAGAAGUAUAUGCUUAUGUUUUGGUCAUUCAAAGUUUAUCAGAAUGGCUGCAGACACCUUAGAAAUAGUGCAAUUUGUUUUUUUUUGUAGUUCCUUGGGAUGGAUUGGUCAUUAAAUUAUACUUUGGAAACUUACAUGAGAAAUUAAAGUAGAAGAAAUGGAGCUGCACUAAAAUAAGCAAGUGUUGGUACAUGGUCAUCAUGCUAAUUGUCAGAAUGCCAGUGGAGCAAAUGAAGUUCCUUCAAUUCCAGCUGAAACCUAGCUCCGUUCCCGAUUUAUUUAGCUCAAUUUUUACAUCUAAAACCAGUGAAGUGAUUUAGGUAUAUUAUCACAAUGUAGAAAUGUGAGUUUUGCUAUUUGACAAAACCUCGACCAGCAGUUAAAUGUACAUUGGGUUGAUAAAAUGCACCAUCUUCAUCUUAUUGUGCCCCAAAUCUUUAAAUUAAACGUGAAUCCCUGUAUUUUUUACACUUCAGUGCUAUCUGAAUUUUCCUGUGCUUCAUAGACCGAAUGUGUAUAUUUCAAGAUCAGUACAUGUGCACAAUUUAAAAACAUAAGUUUAUUAUUUAAAUCCAGCCUAUUGAUCUUUAAUGUUGCAUUGAUGCCUACAGUGCAAUAAUGGCAUGUAAAUGUUUACAAGAUUAUAAAACCAGUUAAAGUUCAAACAAUGUAACAUUGUACAUUCUGUUAAUAUUUAACUGAUUUCUGCCUGCUGACCAUCCAAAUUGAGUGGUUGGUCCCAGUGCCCUCGUAUUUUAUCAAAUCUAUUUUGUCUCUUUGUAGGUAUUGGUUUUCCAUUUUUGAUUGUACCCUAUAAAAUUUCAUUCCUCAUUUCCUUCUCUUCACCCUCAAAAUCAAACAAAACCAUGAUACCAAAUGAACUUAUUAUGAAGUGUCUUUUAUUAAGGAAUAUUCAAUUCAGUUGUGCCUUGUAGUUGCUGACUUGUAUAGUGCUUUACUUGCCAAGUAAGUUUUCAAUAUGUAAAGAUAUUGGUAUAUUAAUGUUUGGAUUCUAAUCAAUUUGAUUCUAAUCAAUCUGUCAAUCAUUUGACCUGUACUUGCAGUUAUUCUAAUAAUGGAGAAUUACAGCUUUUGCCCACUUGCAGAGACAUGUUUACAGAUACCCACUUUUUCUCAGGAUUGAAGGCCUUUCUCCUGCCACAAUUUUCUUCAACUGCAUUCUUCCCAUUUUAAUCCUGUUCUCUAGCAUAGGGUUAAUUUAACUUGCAAACUAACUGUGCAUAUAUUUGAAAUGGUGCUCUUUGUAGCUUUAAAGUAAUAACUCGGAAGUAUGAAAAACAAUGUCUCAGUUGUUGCGUUUACAUUAAUGCAAAUAUUUGAGAAGCCUUGAUGAUCCUGGACCAGAACAUUGUAAAAUGCGAUUUGUGAAUUAUACCUUUAAUCUGCCAGGCCCUUUCAUCCUGUAAACUUCAAAAUCCUGGAUAAAGGUACAUUAGCACUAACCACCUUUCCACAAAUGCCAAAAAUGGAUGAGCAAAUAACAUAGGUCUCCAACUGAGUCCAAGAAGAGCUCCUGUCAAAGGUUUCGACAUGGAUUUCCUGGUGUUAUACAGAAAUUAAAAACCAUAUAAAUCUCUCACAUAAUCCCUUUUUGUGUUGCAUCCAUUUUGGCAGCAACGGUGUAUUUUCAUGGGAAGAAUUACAUCAAGUAGUCAUCCUCUAGUUCAUAAAUGCCACCUUGAGUCUGCCUGAAAUCAGGAAAUGCUGUACUAUAGGAAUACUGUACUGUUUCACGCUUUGUUUUAGUUCUUUUUGCCUCUGUCCAUCCUAAAAUAUCAGGUGAAUGCUGUUGUAGUGUGUGGAUGUAUGGUAUGCCUAAUCUGAGGGGCAGGAGUUUGCUGUUGAGUGAAGCUCUUCAAAGAUUGCCCUUUGUGUAUGCACACAAACCAAUACAGGAGAGGAAGGAAAGUGUAGUGUUGAAACCUAAUUGGUGUGGCUGAGAGGUUAGUUUGAAGUGGUGUGCUGGAUGUGUUUAACACACACAGUAGAUUGCAUGCAAAGAUUUCAUUGAGAUAAUGGAGGAACAGGGGAGAGAGGGGUGCAUUUCUUAAACCUUCUCCUGCUCUUUCACUAUAACUAGCCAGGGAACCUCCCACCUUUUGCCAAAGUUAUACUAGGUGGAAGCCCCAGGGAGAUUAGCCUUCAAUUUAUUUAAAUAUCUUGGAAUCGUACUUAUGUUAAAGUAAUGAAUGUAAAGGCUGGACUUUGGGGGGGCAAAAAAAAGGCAUUCCUACAGUUCGCUGACGUUUCUACAACUAUAGUGAACUGCAGUGUUUACAGCUUUACCGGGUGCUCUAUUUGUUGCCUACAAGCAUAUCUUAAAACAAAUGUAAUAUCUUUUGCUGUCUUAUUGCAAAAUGGCUUCUGCAUAAAGCACUGUGAUAUGGACAAUCUACUGAAAGUUCAAUUCCACUAUUGUCUUUCUAAAUGAGAUUUUCUAUUAUAUGAAUCUCUAAUUGGAAGUUACAAACCAAAAACAUGUUCUUUUUAUAAAAGCCAGCAACUGUGGAUGCUGGAAACCUGAAAUAAAACAAUGCUGGAGAAACUCACCAGAUCUUGCUGCAUCUGUAGAGAGAGAAACAUUUAAUGUUUCAAGUCCAAAGUGACUUCUUAAGAACUCAUUCCAAUGCACUUUUAUUUGCUUCCCCUUUCAUGGACAUUCAUCUUAUCUUGAGUGUUUCUGCACUGAGAUCUUUACCACAUUCCAGUUUCUCUGGUGUUUUGCAAAUCGGCACAUAAUUGUACAAUAAUUGUGUUUGGAGAAUAAGAAUCUUCAUAGCGAGAUGAACUUAGUCUUUCCCUUCCAACUCAGUAUGUGCUGUGCUUCUGUUUCAUAGUGCUCUCUUAAUAGUGUUAUUUAUUUAUUUUAAUUGAUUCAGACUCCGGUAGUUUACAGACCUUAUAAAGUGGACAGACUGGGGGAUUUGGCUGAUUAUUCCUAAUACAAAACUGACAUCUUGUAUAAUCUAAAAGUUACAAAAAUCAAGAUGUUGUAUGAAGUGCCUUAGAUAUUAUUUAAAAUCUUUUUGAUGUGGAGGUGCUGGUGUUGGACUGGGAGGGACAAAGUCAGAAGUCACACGACACCAAGUUAUAGUCCAACAGGUUUAUUUGAAAUCACAAGCUUUUGGAGUUGCUCCAUUGUCAGGUAAAUCUUGGUUAAGUUGAGGGGGUGGAAAGGGUAUCUUUAUACACAGAAUGGAAAUAAAAGGCAAGCAUUUUUUUUGGUUCUGUCAGCCCAGCUGCUUUAAAGGGAAAUGAUAAUAGUCCUUUAAAAGGAAAGAAAAAGUUAUUGGUCGAUACAAACUCCCAUUUUAAAGACGUCAGGGCCAGUUUUCUUUUUACUUCCAUUUGAGCAGUGACAUUGCCAACACUGUGUGUCUGCUGAGAGGCUCCUAAACAGCCAGAACUUAAUUGGCAAAACAACCUGGAAAUCAUGUGAUAAGUUCACCAGCUGAUAAUGUUGUGCCCUGGGUUCCAGUAAUUCUGAAAUUGGCGUCCAUCCAACCCACAAUUAUUUUUUUUAAAGUUGUUCUGAUUGUAAACAUCAGAACAGCGGUGCAGUGACGGAGUUCUGGGGGAAAAGAAAUCAGGAAAUCCUAGAAUGACUCAGCAGAUCAGUGAAGAAUCAGUUACCCUUACAGGUCAAUGACAUUUUAUCAGCUAUAUGUUGAUUUAAAAUAAAGCUACUUUCCCCAAAAGUCCCCUUAAAAACACAUACAAAGUAUUCUUUUUAUGCAUAAAAUGACACAACAUUAUGUUCAAUUUGUACCACCCUAUUAUCAAGUUUGGAGUUUGCAUUCUGAGGUUAUCUGACCAUUGUCCCAUGUUAUUUUUUGGACUAUUGAGAGACAAAUACCUUCAUUUCUAACCAUUUGUUACUUGAAUUGACUAAAAUGUAUAAAUGAAGGAAGAUUUCAGCAAAAGGCUAAUGGAUGCUAUACAUGACUUUGAGCUAAGAAAGUGAAAGCUGUUAUCACUUGUUUUAUAUGUCCUUCAUUACUACUAAACCCAGAUCUAUGAAGUUUGUCCAUGAAGGACAUGCCCAUUGCUCAGUCAACAGUAUAGUGGAAAUGAAAGCGUUCUAGAUCAAGUAAUCUGUACCUUAGUAGCAAAUUAUACAUGGGCUGUGAUUUAGUUUUGAAACACGUGAAGAGAUAAUCAGCUAUCAGACUAAUUUCAUUAUGUUAAUUUUUUCCACUAAAAAUUAAUACUUAAAGUAUUUUCAUAUCCAAAUACUUUAAAUGCCUCAUUUGAAUAAAACGUAAAAUCAAUGUAUUAUCAGUAAGGCUGCAUUUGAAACAGAAAUGGAAUGGACGUGUUAACCCUAAGUCAAUAGAAUAACUUGUUUAUUGCGCAGUUAAAAUCAGAUGGCUAUUUUUACUGAUUUAAUUAUGGUGUAACAGCACUGGAAACUACUUUGCCUGAGAACUUGACCUUACUUUCUGCUUGUAUUUCACGUUAGUACUUUCUGCAUCAAAAGAAAUUGGUGUGAAUUUAAUUAACAGAGCUAAUUUAUUGGAAAUGGCAAUCUAAAGCAAUCCCUUUGUGAAAGCUUUACUAACUGAAAUACCAUAUUACGUUAUCCAUUUGUCUUCCAAACUUUCAAGAUCUACCUAAGUUUAGCUUAUUUUAAACUUGCCACUUUUCAGCUCCUCAUCUAUCUGGGUACUUGUUUUAAAUCCGGUCUCUACUUUUUAAAAUCAAGAUUUAUCUUAAAAACAAGAUUAAUUAACAGGAUUUAACAAUGUAACUUUAAUUUGAAAGUCAGUGUGGGUAAAUGAAAGGUGAAGAAACUCAUGAUGAUGUAAAUCCAUUUUCAGGCCAGACUAAGAGAAAUAACUGAAAAAAACUUACAAAUAAAAGUUUUCUCCUCACUUCAUUUUGUAAUAAAACAAAAAAUGUUUUGUUGCAAAACAAUACUGGUGUGAUUUUUAAAAAAAUCAAGUGGAGCUUGUCCUGUGAAGACUGGUGUUUAAAAAAUAUUUACAUGGGAAGUACAUAUCUCUAGUUGAAUAUAUAAUUUCAAAAACAUUAAUGCAUUGAUAGGUUUUUGUUUUUGUUAAGUAUUAUUUUAAACAAUAAAUCUUGAAUAUAACAGCAUUGAAUGCAAUUUUUUUUGUAAUGCAACUGACUGUGUCAGGAGCAGAAUUAAGAAUAAGGCAUAAAAUGCUUCAGUUCUUCUGUCAUAUGAGUAGCUUUUAUUGAAUUUAUUUUCACUUUGUGGGGUUUAUUGUUUCCUUUUUCUACUGCUUUGGGAAAGAAAUGAAUAGUUCUGCAGAGACGUGGGUAGACUAAAUGACAUUGUCAUUUAUUGUGCUAACCCGUAUGUUCCAUGGACAUGGUCUGAUAAGUUUGUAAUCUAUCAUUUCUCUACACUGGAAAAUAUUGUUUUAUCAGAAUAAGCAGAAAUUUUAUAUUGGUUAUAUGGAAAAUUCCUGGAAUCAGCUUCUUGGCUAAUUUUAAAGUUUGUAUAAAUGUCCUUGUACACAGUUUUAGAUUUCAUU
Molecule: messenger RNA, 7362 nt
Organism: Stegostoma tigrinum
Lineage: Eukaryota; Metazoa; Chordata; Chondrichthyes; Orectolobiformes; Stegostomatidae
Gene: rffl
Product: ring finger and FYVE-like domain containing E3 ubiquitin protein ligase
Exons: 7
Coding region: 301-1341 (346 amino acids)
Biological process (GO): protein K48-linked ubiquitination; proteasome-mediated ubiquitin-dependent protein catabolic process; negative regulation of extrinsic apoptotic signaling pathway via death domain receptors
Cellular component (GO): plasma membrane; cytoplasm
Molecular function (GO): ubiquitin protein ligase activity
Source: RefSeq, a predicted model, not a curated record